Molecule: messenger RNA, 2237 nt
Organism: Theobroma umbraticum
Lineage: Eukaryota; Viridiplantae; Streptophyta; Magnoliopsida; Malvales; Malvaceae
Source: RefSeq, a predicted model, not a curated record
GGUAAAGAAGCUCCAGCCAGGCUGACGGUAACAUUAUUUUCCAUAUGCAAACAGAAGAUUAGUUUUAAGCAAGUAGAAGCAUUUACUCGCGCGUGACUUUCUACCCCUUCUAUUAUUUAUCCCAACCUCUUCUACCUCUCUUUACCAUUUACAACCAUAGAACUCAGAUGGGCAAUGGCUUUCUUUUUUUGUAUUAGUAAAUCUUUGUUUUUUACCUUCAUCUGAUAUGCUAGAAGUCACUUUUUUUGUAUUCUUGCAGACGUAAAACCUACUGCAGGUAAGUUACCACUUUACACACAAAAAACAUGCUACUUUUUUUUUUUUGGAAAUUUGUAACAUCCUGGAAGGGCCAUGUGAAGUUCACAAGAACAUUGCUCGAAACUGCCAAGGGACAAGCAAAGAAAGCUGAAGCGCCAGGAAAGUAUAGCGAUGGAAAUGGUCUAUAAAAUAUAAAACCGUAGUGCUGAUUCUCAGCAGUUUCCACUGAUGUGAAGAGUAUUGAAUAUUCUUCAUGAAUUGCUCGGGCAAAAUCCAAACGGCACGUCUCUACGGGUAAAAAUCUUGGGUGCAUGGUUGUUUGAUUCUAUGCUUCGCAUCUCUAUGAUCAACGUGGCAUCAUAGAUUUGGAUCAAGUUGCUUUGAUCGAUGCUUCAAAUGGACACCCUUUACUACGUCCGCAAUCAUCUCCAAGGGCCCACAACAAGGCUGCUUUACAAUCACACACCGUCCAAUCAAAGUACUCUAUGUGACAAUCACCGUCCAUUUUCGGUUGUUGGGACCCAGUUCCUAGUACAAUAAAGAAAAAAAAAGGUUUGUCCGUUGCUUUUGAUAAUAAAACUCUCAUAGUCAUCUCUGUCACAAAAAAAUCCCAUGAAACUACAUAAUCAUGGCGCUUUCAGUUCACUCCAUGUCCCAAAAUGGCAGCUGCGAAGUAGAAGAAAUCGACGUCUUCCGCCAGUUUGACGUCGUGUCAGAUGACUCCGACCAUUACUUCCUCAACUCCAAGUCCAAAACCAAAUCCGCCCAACCGGAUCCCAUGGCCAACGCAUCCAGCGGGGUCCACAAGAAGAUCAUGCAAGAAUGGAGAAUCCUGGAAAAAAGCCUCCCAGAAUCCAUCAUCGUACGCGUCUACGAGAAACGCCUCGAUCUCUUACGAGCUGCAAUCGUCGGGGCAGCAGGUACUCCGUACCACGACGGACUCUUUUUCUUCGACUUAGCAUUUCCGCCUGAUUAUCCGACUAAACCUCCCCAUGUCCAUUACCGAUCGUUCGGGCUCCGGAUCAACCCGAACUUGUAUGCAAACGGCCGGGUCUGUUUGAGUUUGAUCAACACCUGGAGUGGGAGAAAGAGUGAGAAAUGGAACCCCAAAGAGUCGACCGUGCUUCAGGUUUUGGUUUCCAUCCAAGCUUUGGUUCUUAACGAAAAGCCUUACUUUAACGAGCCGGGUCAUGGGAUUUGGCCUGGGAAGACCAUCUGGGAAAAAAAAUCUGCUGCUUAUAACGAGGAUGUUUUUGUGAUGUCUUGCAAGAAGAUGUUGUUUCUAAUGAGGAAGCCUCCCAAGAAUUUUGGAGGUUUCGUUAUUGAGCAUUUCAGAGAGCGUGGGAGCUCGAUCCUGUUGGCUUGCAAGAGUUACGCAAACGGGAGUGUCAAAGUUGGGUACUUCAAAGACGAUGGUCCUGCAGGAACAUCAUCGGUUGAUUUUCCUUCUGGGAGUUUUGAUGUGUCUGAGAAAUUCAAAGGGUAUCUGAAACAGUUAUACCCGGAGCUGGCUGCAGCGUUUCUCAAGGCUGGGGCUUCUUUGGGGAACUCCAUCGAACAAUUGAAUGUGGAGGAGAAGAAGAAGAAAAAGAAGAAGAAACCGACAUCGUCCAAGAAGCAGGUCAAUGAGACGAGAUUCAGAAAGACGGGUGGAGUUGCUAGGAGGCUGUUGGGGAAGUUAAAGAAGGUUUUCGGACAGAAGCUUGGCGGAGCCGGUGGCAUCAAUGUGAUCAAAAGCUAGAGACUUUGAUCGGUUAUUCACGUAUAUAAUUCACUAAUGGGUGAUUUUACAGCAAAUGAUGGGGUGAUUUGUUAAAAGGUUUAGAACACUUUCUUCGUUCGAUGGUACAUAAAGAACUUGAUGUGUUGGUCAAAAAGCUUCGUCAAUCAAUUAUUCAUGAGUCUAAUUUUAUGGCAGCUGGUUUUCUUUUUUUUUUUCUUUUGAAUGCUUAAUCAAGUGCUAUAUCAAGCAUUUCUAA